Kluyveromyces lactis is the source of this 807-nucleotide messenger RNA. RefSeq names its product oxidoreductase (gene ORA1). NCBI's taxonomy places the organism in Eukaryota, Fungi, Ascomycota, Saccharomycetes, Saccharomycetales, Saccharomycetaceae. Gene Ontology annotation, cellular component: cytosol. The record is from RefSeq and is a predicted model, not a curated record. Gene Ontology annotation, molecular function: oxidoreductase activity. The coding region runs from base 1 to 807 and encodes 268 amino acids. The transcript has a single exon.
AUGUCUCAAGGUAGAAAGGCUGCUGAAAGAUUGCAAAACAAGACAAUUUUCAUUACCGGUGCUUCUGCAGGUAUUGGUCAAGCCACAGCAUUGGAAUAUCUAGAUGCUGCUAACGGUAAUGUCAAAUUGAUCUUAGCAGCAAGAAGGUUGGCUAAGUUGGAAGAAUUGAAGGAAAAAAUCAAUGCUGAAUACCCACAAGCUAAAGUAUAUAUCGGUCAAUUGGACGUCACUGAAACUGAGAAGAUUCAACCUUUCAUUGAUAACUUGCCGGAAGAAUUCAAGGAUAUCGAUAUUUUGAUUAACAAUGCCGGUAAAGCUUUGGGAUCUGAUGUUGUCGGUACCAUCAGUAGCGAGGACAUCAAAGGUAUGAUAGAUACUAACGUUGUUGCCCUUAUCAACGUUACCCAAGCUGUUUUGCCUAUUUUCAAAGCAAAGAAUUCCGGUGACAUCGUUAACUUAGGUUCUGUUGCCGGUAGAGAUGCAUAUCCAACUGGUUCUAUCUAUUGUGCUUCGAAGCAUGCUGUCAGAGCGUUCACUCAGUCUUUGAGAAAAGAAUUAAUCAAUACUGGUAUUAGGGUCAUUGAGAUUGCUCCAGGUAAUGUCGAAACUGAGUUCUCUCUAGUUAGAUACAAGGGUGAUGCCGAUCGUGCUAAACAGGUUUACAAAGGUACUACUCCUCUAUAUGCAGAUGACAUUGCUGACUUGAUCGUUUAUGCCACUUCAAGAAAACCUAAUACUGUCAUCGCUGAUGUUUUGGUAUUUGCUUCCAACCAAGCAUCUCCUUACCACAUUUACCGUGGCGAAUAG